Molecule: messenger RNA, 1872 nt
Organism: Schistosoma intercalatum
Lineage: Eukaryota; Metazoa; Platyhelminthes; Trematoda; Strigeidida; Schistosomatidae
Source: the annotation of a GenBank genome assembly
AUGAUAAAUAAUAUAAUUGAAAUAUGUAUUAAAAACGUUGACGGUACAAAUGAGAAUUUCAUAACAUUCAAAAGAGUAGGAACACGACUGAGAGUUCAAGGAACACUUUAUACUGGUAACAAUUCAGAUCUAUAUCUUUGGUCAUCAGAUUUAGCAAAUUCAUCAUCAAUAGAAUAUAUAACAUUGAAAAUGAAACUUUGUACUUUUAUUAUUGAAAGUUUAAAUGAAACUUAUUCUCCUAUAAUUAAAAAUGCAAAAUGUUCUAAUGUAAUCUUCAUCCCAAUAAAUGUGAAUAAUUUACAAAUAAGACAAAUUAAUAAUACAAAUCUCAUUCAAGGUGUUCAAGGAAUUGCUGAUAUUGAAUUAUUACUUAUUAAUACUACAACAAUAAAUGAAAGUCUAUUUAUUACUGCUUUAAUAUAUCAUGGAAUGAAUAAUAAUAGAACUUUUAAUAUCUAUUUAUUGAAUGUAGAAGUGGACCUCAUCUCUAAUGAAACUACAAUAUCUACCGAAAUGUCAACAAGUAAAUCCACUGAAAAUAAACUAGAUAUUUCAUCAGUAACAACAUCAACUCCAAGAUUUAUGUCAGUCGUUACCAGUCCAGAAUAUAAUUUCAUUAGUGAUGGUAUAUCUUUUGAAGCUUUUGAAAAUACUCUACCUCCAUUAUUUGAUGAACCUACGUUAGGACAAAUUGAGGCAUUAAUCUUCAAAGUAGAAUCAAGGGAUUUAAUGGAAUGGUCAGAUAAUUUAAGUAUACCUACAAGUGCACUUUAUUUAAAUUUAUCAUCACAAAUUCAAUAUCUGGUUACUAAAAGUGUACAAUUAGCAAAUGUUCAAAUUUCAUUCUCGUUCAAAAUUCUGAACGUCACGUUCCAAAAAGUCAUAGUUCAAAUUGAAACUGUCUACAGAGUUAAUAAUACCGAAAAAUACGAAUAUCGAUUAAUCAACAGUAUCUUAAUGAAAAUGACGGUGGAAAUGAGAUCAUUGGAAGCUUCACUAUUAUCCGAUGAGGAAUUAACGCAGAUUUUCAUCGAAGGAUUGAGAAAGUUGAAUGUUACGAGUGGACCAAAUUUGGUUGACAUUCAGUUCACACAAACCUCUAGUUCAACAACACUGACUACACAAAGAUCUACUUCAUCUGAAUAUAAAGAACUAACCACACAAUCUAAAAUAACUUUGCCUGCUUUAACAAUUCCAGUAGUUCAUAAUCGAACUGAUGAUCAAUUUACACGAAUACACUCUACAACUACUUCAAAACCACAAAUUGAUUAUCCAAUUCUAUGUCAAAUCAGUGGAAUAAUUUAUUUUUCAAAAUCAUUUCAACCAAUAGAAUGGUUAGAUGAUUUAAUUAAUAAUUCAAGUGAAAUUUAUCAGAAUUUCUCAUUAGAUAUACAAAAUCAAAUCAACAAUGUAAUGGAAAUAUUAGAUUUACAAUUUGAUUUAUCUCUCAAGAUUCUUAACAUUAAAUUCACUAAAAUUCCUAUAACAAUGCAAAGUAUGCAUGAUAAUAAUAAUAAUAAUAGUAGUAAUAAUAAUAAUACCACUAAUCUUCGAAAUUCCACCGUAACCUAUAAUAUUAGUAGUCAGAUCUCAGUGACAAUUACAUUAGAAACGAAAUUACUACUACCAUUACCAAUUCCAGACAAUAGGAUGACAGAGAUUUUAAAUGAAGGAUGGAAGCACUUAACAAUCAUAUCACAAUUCAUUUUAAUUGAUAUACAAUUUUCAAGUAUAUCAACUGAUCUUAAAACCAUUCAAACAUUACCAAUAAUGACUAUUACAGAAAAGAUGAAAAUAAAUCAAACAACUACGUUACCUAUGAUAAAACCAACAACUGAUACUACAUUAGACAAUUUAGAAGGUAGAUUAUGA